UCGCAUAAGCAGGGUGCAUUGCCUGCAGCACAUCAAUAGCCUCAUAUAAAACCCAGCUCUGUCCUCCUCCCAACUCCAGCAGCUUGACCAUCCUCCAAGAACUCCACAAGAACAUCACGAAUAUAAACAAAGCAAAGCAACCUCCCCACGUUUUCACCAUGUCAUCAACCUACAACUACCCAAAGACCUACAAAGCCGCCGUAAUCAAGGAGAAGGGCGCGCCAUUGCAGCUCCAGGACCUCCAGCUCAAGCGCCCCGGCCCCGGCGAGGUGCUCGUCAAGGUCCUGGCCUGCGGGGUAUGCCACACGGAUUCGUUUGAGCAGGAGGGCCACCUCCCCAACCCGUGGCCCAUCGUGCCGGGCCACGAGAUCGUCGGCGACGUCGUUGCGGUCGGCGAGGGCGUGACGCGCUUCAAGGGCGGGGAGCGGGUCGGCGGACCGUGGCAUGGAGGCCACGACGGCACGUGCCGGUCUUGCCAGCGCGGGCAGUUCCAGAUGUGCGACAACGAGAAGAUCAACGGGGUGAGCUUCGACGGCGGGUACGCCGAGUACACGACGCUGCGGUCCGAGGCGGUGGUGAGCGUGCCCGAGGACAUGGACCCGGCCGAGGCGGCGCCGCUGCUGUGCGCCGGCGUCACCGUGUUCAACGGCAUCCGCAAGAUGCGCGUCGAGCACGGCGCCCUCGUCGCCGUGCAGGGCCUGGGCGGGCUCGGGCACCUCGCCGUCCAGUACUGCCGCGCCAUGGGGUAUCGGACCGUCGCGGUGUCGAGUGGGGACGACAAGCGCGAGUUCGCGGGGAAGCUGGGCGCGAACGAGUUCGUCGAUAGUGGUAAGGAGGACGCGGCGCAGAGGCUGCAGGCGCUGGGUGGUGCGGAGCUGAUCGUCUCGACGGCCCCGAGCCCGAAGGCCAUCAGCAACAUUCAGUACGGCCUGGCGCCGGGGGGGAAGCUGUUGGUGCUGGCGCCAGUCGGGCCGGUUGAGUUUGAUACAGCCCUCUUGGUCUCCAAGGGGGCGUCGGUUCACGGAUGGCCGUCUGGGCACGCGCUGGAUGCGGAGGAUUGUAUCGAGUUCUCGAGGCUCAACGGGGUCAGGUGCUACAUCGAGAAGUAUCCCCUCAAGGACGCGGCGAAGGCCAUGGAGGCGAUGCUGGCAGGCAAGCUGAGGUUCCGAGGCGUUCUGACUAUGACUUGAGAAGGGCGGAGGCCUGACGAGAAUCAGUAGUUCGUCAUGCUGUGUUAGUAGAAAAAAUAAUAAAUAGGAAAUGCGUAUGGAAGAGAGCGUUGCUCGGUGUCGAGACAUGCCUGUCUGCUUGUAGUAGGAAACGGUUUACCACAGCCGCAUGUGGUAGCCGUAGAGUCGCUGGCCCCCCGUUAUGCCACAUGAAUAGCGGCUCACUUUAGCAUUUCGUUGGGCAAGCACUUUUCUCAGGGGUGGGAAUUUUGCAGAUUUAUACCGAUAGUGGUGCGGUGGGGAGCGGGCAGACCAAGGGAGAGGAGAGGACAAAACGUUGCGUAAAGGUGUCUAAUAUAAUUAUGGAUGGCUUCUGAAGAGGUGCCGUUGAAAUUUAUCGGCAUUUA
This is a messenger RNA of Phialemonium atrogriseum, 1576 nucleotides long. RefSeq names its product alcohol dehydrogenase GroES-like domain-containing protein. Gene Ontology annotation, cellular component: cytoplasm. Gene Ontology annotation, molecular function: zinc ion binding; alcohol dehydrogenase (NAD+) activity. The coding region runs from base 159 to 1190 and encodes 343 amino acids. The record is from RefSeq and is a predicted model, not a curated record. Lineage: Eukaryota; Fungi; Ascomycota; Sordariomycetes; Cephalothecales; Cephalothecaceae. The transcript is spliced from 3 exons.